This is a messenger RNA of Penicillium griseofulvum, 4068 nucleotides long. RefSeq lists its product as uncharacterized. The record is from RefSeq and is a predicted model, not a curated record. The transcript has 8 exons. NCBI's taxonomy places the organism in Eukaryota, Fungi, Ascomycota, Eurotiomycetes, Eurotiales, Aspergillaceae. Gene Ontology annotation, molecular function: protein binding. Bases 1 to 4068 code for a protein of 1355 amino acids.
AUGAGCCACUUCGGUUCUCCCAAUGUCAUCGACAUCGUCUAUUGCACACAAUCACUCCUGCCCGUCUCAGACCCCGAGCGGUCACAAUCUACACUGCCCUCUGAAAAAGGCCUGAAACCAAUGGCUGAUUUGAUGAGGGCACUUAAAGAUAGAAGCAGAGCUCCCCCGAGUGAUAUUCUCGCCAAGGCAUUCCAAACCUUUUUCACAAUGCGGCUUGAAACGCCAAUGCUCAUCAGCCAUUUCCAAGCCCGGGCGCUGAUCGUCACAUUCAAACAUCUAAGAUCCCAACAAGGCGAGAUGGAAGAAGAAGACUGGCAGAAUGUUUUCUCCAUUGAGAACCUCGAAAAAGUGUUGGAUGUACUCUCCGAGUCUGGGUGUGCCCCACAGGCUCGUGAGGUUGUCAUGAACCUUGCCCGUUACGCAUACCAAGAACUGAACCUUGAUCAUGGAUUUGGUACAGGGAAGAUCAGCCGACCGGCCCUUGGUCUCUAUAUCAACAUUUUGGCUAUGAAUGGCAAUCCCGAGGAUGCUAGACAUACUUUAUUGAAGUUUUGGGGUCAAAUGAGCAAGGCUGUCCCAUCGCCCUGGCUCACAAUUAUGAAAGGAUUUGCGAUGAAGGACGAUCUACGACAGGUGCGCAGGAUUGUUGAUGAAUGGGGAAACCAUGGCAACAAGUUUGACCAAGCCUCACAUGGAGAGAUAGUUAGAUUUCUCGUUGACCAUGAUCAAUGGAAAGCGGCCCAAACUGUCUACGACUCCCCAAUUGCCGAUGGCUCAGAACCGUCCAUGGCUGCCAAGGAGGCUCUCAUUAAAUAUUAUCUCUUGAAUUCCCGGGCAGAGUUGGCCGAGGAUAUCUUCAAGUCUCUCCCUGAUGAACCCAAUGAAGAAACCGCUGGGAUCAUUUUGCUCUGGGAAGCAGCAAAGGGCAGCAAUGCUUCUGCUCUUGCCCAAAAGGUUGAUGCAUGGACUGCGAAGAAUCCUCAGCUCAAGGGCUCCAUCAACAUUGACAUUGUUAAUAGCCUUAUCAAGUAUGCAAACGUGAUGCAGAAUCCGUCGUUGGCUUCUGAUUUCAUGAUGCUGGCAGGCCAGUGGGGUCUCAGUCCAGAUAGCCAAACUCAUAUCUUACAGUUGGAUUCCUGCAUCCAGGCUGGUGAUGUCGAUGAGACUUUGAAAAUUCUCGAAGAGAAGGUUGAUGCGACCUACCUUACAAGUCACAACCUGCCCAUCGCCAACAAGCUCGUCGCGAUGCUCUGUAGAUCCGAGGAAAAGGACGCCUUGUUCGACCAAAUCUCCUCCCUGCUAGACCCGCUUUUCCAAGAGAAUGUGCGCCUAGAAUCUACAACCAUUGCCGCAUUAACACACAUGCUCCUUUACCGCCACGACCUCGAGGCUGUUUCAGAGCUACUACGCCCGCGACUGGGCAGCUACAGCGAUGAGCAGAAGAUGCCGGUGCGCGACACGCUAGCAGAGUACAUCAUGGAUAAAAGCCAGUCCGAUACAGAUGCGUGGAAUGCAUACGAGCUUCUGAAGAUCGCAUUCCCAGAGACGUGGGUCUCAAUCCGCACCAAAAUCAUGACCUCCUUCUUCAACCGGAAGCGCAGUGAUCUUGCCGUUUUGGUAUUUGGACAUAUGCGUCAAGCCGACGAAGCCGAUCGACGCCCUAGGCAAGAUACUUAUGCGCGCUGCUUCCAAGGCCUGGCUCGCACGGCAGAUGCAACUAAUCUGGAGCUUGUGCACAACAUGCUCAAGCUGGAUCUUGAAGUGGAUCUCAACACGAGAAUCCUAAAUGGUCUGAUGAUGGCGUACGCCGCGUGCGAUAUGCCAGAAAAGAGCAUGGAAAUCUUCCGGAAAAUCCUCCAGUCGGAGGAGGGCCCUUGUCACAAGACUAUCACAAUUUUCUUCAAAGUCUGCGAGAAGCAUCACAAUGGCGCCCAGGAGGCUAUAAAGAUGAUGAGUAAGGUCAAGAAGCUGGAGAUCACUGCGAACCGCCCGCUCUACUCGGCGUAUAUGGAGGCCUUGGCAGCGCAGUGCGAGUUUGAUCUGGCCGUUGAGGCUAUCAACAAUAUGGAAGCUGAGAUUGGGAUCCCCCCUACAAGCAAUACUAUCGGAUUAUUUUACAACGCUAUCCCGUACCAAUACUGGAAAGAUGAGGUGGAGAAAUGGGCAAGUGAGAAGUAUCCCGAGCAUUGGGCGCAUCUGAUGACGAUCAAACGCACUGAUCAAGAGGAUGGGCUGGAGUUUGACGGCAUCUCAAAUGAGUUCCGACACAAUUCGAAUGAUGAAAUAUCUGAAAUAAUCUCCGACGAUGAGUGUCUGAAGAAGAACUACCGCAAAAUCGCCGGACGAUCCAACUUCGGCCUGGCUGAGCAAACAUUUUUAUAUAAAGGAACCAAUGCGGAGGAGCUUAAAUUCGAGAAAUAUGAUACCUGGUCUGCGUGCUACGAGCAGUUGCGCUCUUCCAUGGAGAAAAAUGAGUCUGCAUUGGAAAUCUGCCUCAUCACCCCCGACACUACGAAUCUUGGUCGUGUAUUUUCCUUCAUUCACAGAGUCUUCCUUCUCGGUAAUGAGCGUCUUCAACAAGCUUAUUCUGUGCCGAGUCAAAUGGUCAUCCGAAUUCUCCAAAGCCAGUGGAGAUUAGGCGAUGCGACAAUGAAUGAAAUUACGGAAAGCGUAUGUGCAAAGGAGCUUUCUCUCCCAGCAUGGAAACCAAAUUUGCCAUCUCAUUGCAACAAGGAACCAGAAGAUUACGCCCGAGUGCCAUUGAAGUUCCCCUUCAAAUGGAUUAAUGCUCCAUACUACGUGACGGAUCUUACAGUAUACGUGUUUCGGCCAUAUGGAAAACAUCCUCAAGUAAAGACUCUGGAUGUCAUUUUGACAUCGACGGAAUACGAGCAAGUUCGGCGAGCGAUUGUGGUUGCGAACUCUCACAGCACCUUAGUGAAAUUACGACACAACUUUCUCUCCGAAGUCUUUCAGGAUGAUGUUUCCGGCCUUCUGUAUAUCAUGCAGCUCUUCCGAGUUGUAUCUGCUAAGGUUACCGAGGAGCUUGUCACAUUCCUGACAAAAGCAUGCGAUGAUAUCAAUUAUAUGGCGUACGAAGGACGGCUUCGUCCCUCUGCGAGCAAGAUGCAAUAUCUUCGACAUCUAGAAGACUGCCACCGUGUAGCCAAGGAUUGCUGUCGAGAAAACCGAUGUACCCUUCAGAUGCUGGUCGACCAAAUUAACCUGAUUGAAGGGCAUCGUGCCGAUGAUGAGAUAACCCUGAUCAACGAGCUCGAAAUGGGAAUGAAGGACCUAAGCUACCUUUAUGAUGAAGUUGAGUCGUCUCUGCAAAGGAUACCAGAUGUAUGUCGAGCCGUUCGCGAGCAGCUAGAUUUUCUCCAAAUACGUCGAACAAGUAUCUUGGGAAUUCUCGCCGGACUGUACUUGCCACUUGCAUUUGUGGCUAGCUUCCUAGGAAUGAAUAUCGACCAAUACACGUUUGAACCGUCGUGGCGCAAUGUUACCACCAUUGAUCCAACCAAUCCAGAAAACAUCACCAUAACCAAAUCCAAGAUCGUGGACGAUAGAGCCAACCAAUCAUGGUCUCUGGCGAACUUCUUUGAGAUUGCGGUGCCACUUAUGGUUGGCACAAUACUUGUACCCCUUAUCAUUGGAAGCAUUAUUCGAGGGUUCCUGCAAGCCCUUGGACGCGGAAGAAUCUGGUGGCGACUUUUGUUUCCGUUUAUCCUUGUCGGUUAUUCCAUCUUUUCAGCCAUAUUCAUGGAGCGGUUCUGGUUUGCUCUGGUGCUGUUUGUACCGUUUUAUUUGCUAACUUUGCUCAACGUGUUGUCCGCGUUCAAAUCAGCCUUCUCUUCCAGAGGCGAGAAAGGUCAUUGGAUUCGUCUCACUUACUGGCUCAUGAACACGGCCUGUUUGCUAUGUAUUGGAACGUUUAUCGGGGGUGAUGUCACUUUAGGGAUCGUUGGGGCUGUUUAUGGGAUUUCUCUUUUCGUUGUAUGGUGGCUUAGGCCGGAUUUCUAUUACAGAUGGGAUCAAGGAAGAAGACCAAAAGCGAAGGAAACUUGA